Messenger RNA from Seminavis robusta, 1218 nucleotides. The record is from the annotation of a GenBank genome assembly. NCBI's taxonomy places the organism in Eukaryota, Bacillariophyta, Bacillariophyceae, Naviculales, Naviculaceae.
AUGUUUCUCCUGGAUCUGCUACUACUUCUGGCUUCCUGCUGCAGUCCUGUCCAAAGUGAAACCACCACCAAGACGUACCAUACCACCAUUGUAGGGGCAGGUGCAGCCGGCUUGGCGGCAUCGUACACGUUGCUCAACGAUGGAGGCGUGCCAUUUCAAGAUAUCAUAAUUCUGGAAGCUUCGGAACGACUCGGUGGGCGAGUCUGGAAGGAUACUACCUUCACAAACUCAGAAUUAGCCUUGGAGUUGGGUGGAAGUUUUGUCCAAUAUCCCAGUGCCAUUGCCCGCAUUAUGAGGGAGUCUGAUCCCUCAAGAAAUCUGCGACGACCGGCUGACACGGGUCUCCCUACGUUUUCCAACAAUUACACAUACUGGGAUUUCUUGAAUGAUCACAUUGCACCGAAACGUCAAGACGCCAUGAUACAAUACCAUUGUCGAGUGAACCGUGUGGACUAUCAAAAUGACAGUGUGAUCUCCACUUGCGAGGACGGUAGGAGUUUUCGUUCCGACCAUGCCAUUGUGACGGUCCCAUUACCAAUCCUCCAAGAUGGCGACAUCAACUUCCAACCACCCUUGCCAGACUCCAUGACGAUCAAUCACCCUGGAAGUAUGUGGCAAGGCAUCAAGGUAUUCUUGGAGUUCAACAAUGACUUUUUCAAUGGAUUUUGUCUCGAGGAACUAGGGGUCUGUCUCAAUAUGAAAGGAGAAAAUCUGUUUUGGGACUUUACCUCUGUCAAUGCUGGAUUUUUAACCAGUGGCAACACGAUGAUGGCUGGGUUUAUCCUGGGAGAUCAAAGUGAGCCAUACAUUGGCUUGGAAGAUGAACAAAUACUUCAAAAAGUCUUGGCCAUGCUGGAUAACGAAUUCAAUGCAAGGGCCAGCAUGCACUAUGUCCGAGGUUUUGUGUGGAAUUGGUCGGCAGACCAAAACUUUCGGGGAACUUUGUCCAGCUGUGGCUACGAUUGCUCAGGGGACAACCCAAGUGGGGCUCAAAACAUCAAGGAUAAGGUUUGGAUUGCAGGCGAAGCCUUCCCAAUCGACGGUGAAAACGGAUGGGUAGAUGCAGGGGCAUUUUCGGGGGACGACGCUGCCAAGGAAAUUUUGCUGUUGAGUAAAGGCGUGGCAGUGCCAUCGGGUCUAUUCUGGGAUCGUGUACAAAGUGAUGUAACCGCAAGCCCCACAGCUGCUCCAACGAAUGGUACAGUCUUGUGGCCGUAG